CGUGUCGGGAUGUGAUGAGUUUUCCGUUUCUUUUGAAAAAUACAAAGAGACACUCAGUGCAACGAUAAGUUGUUAUCCCCCACACGCGUUGGGCCCCUCCAGUCCCACGUCAAUGAACAACGGUGUGUGUGUAUGUGUGAAAGUUUAACAGUGUUGGUGUAGAGUACGUUUAAGCAUUUUUUAUACCUCGAAGGCACUCGGUACCAAAUGCUCGAGACAGCACUACGAGCGUCCACUUUUUAGUCUGAUUAUAGCUGUUUAGAUGCACGAAAUUAAUGAAAAUAUUUUUGCUCAAACAGUUAGAUUAAUUAACGGUGUUGGGGUGGUCGAGGGUUUGAGGUUAGAUGAGGUGGCAUAGGUGAUUGUGACAAUGGUGUGGAAAGAAUCCAGCCAGUAUCUAGCCGUGGCUAUAUACAACUAUCGGCAAGAUGGUCCACACCGGCUGCAGCUUCUGGUGGGUGAUGUUGUACAGAUACUGGAAGAAACUGAUGAUUGGUACUACGGUUGUGCAAAGUACAAGGGAGCCAGGGGGAUAUUCCCCAAGUCCUAUGCACACAUUCUUCCUCAAUCGAGUAACAUGGAAGCCCUAAUGCACGAGAUAACGAGUGUAUUGAGGGAAUGGGGUCACCACUGGAAACAUUUAUACGUGACGAACUCCGAGAACUUCAAGCUGGUCCGCCAGCAGAUGCUGGAGCUCCUCGACAACAGAUCAAAAAUUCUGAGUGGCACCCUGACUGUAGAUGAGCUGAAAGACAUGAAACGCUUGGCAACCGCUCGAAUCGACACGGGAAACCAACUUCUCGGUCUCGACAUGGUGGUCCGCGACGAUCACGGUGAUAUCCUACACCCAGAAGACACCAGUACAAUCCAGCUCUACUACCAUCACAAAACAGCUGCCGAGAGAAUCCGUAGAGCCGCCACUGAUACUAAAAAAAAAUUGACGAAGCUCCAGGUCCCUGUUUACUCCCAUAUCUUCUUCGUCAGUGUCCGAAACUUCGUCUGCAAGAUGUCUGAGGAUGUGGAGCUCCUCCUGACACUCUACGACGGCCGGGAGUGCCGUGCAAUCACCGAGAACUACGUAGUCUCUUGGAGCAAGGAGGGCUUGGCUAGAGACAUCGAUCAACUCCACAAUCUUCGAGUGCUCUUCACAGAUCUUGGCUCGAGGGACCUCUCCAGGGACAAAGUCUACCUCGUCUGCUACGUUAUCCGAGUCGGUGGGAUGGAGGCGAAGGAGAUAGAUCACAGGAGAUCAUCAAUCGUUCAGCAAACAAAUCAUAAGAAUAAAUCCAGUGUUGACAACAUGAGAAGACCCUUUGGAGUCGCUGCCAUGGAUAUAACUCUUUACAUAACAGGAAAACUUGAGGGUGAUGUUGAACACCAUCACUUCAUUCCGUUCGUCCACUGUGAAAAAGAAAGUCUAGACGGCACCCUUCGUCGAAUCCUAGCACAAAAAGAAACUGGGACCCUGAAGAGCUCCUCUACUGGUGGCAAUGGAGUUCCAGUGGGAGGGCAAGGGCUUUGGGCAAGCCUCAAACUCCUCAGAGGUGACACCAAACAAGUUCGCGACGAGUAUCCCCACUUGGUGUUGGGUAACGUAGCCAUAGCCAGAAAGAUGGGUUUCCCUGAGGUGAUCCUCCCUGGUGACGUCAGAAACGAUCUCUACCUCACCCUCGUCUCCGGGGAAUUCAGCAAAGGCUCAAAAUCUACAGAUAAAAAUGUGGAGGUAACGGUGAAGGUCUGCAAUGACCAGGGCCUUCCCAUUCCUGGUGUGAUGACUCUCGGUGGAGGUGCUCCCUCGAUAAAUGAGUAUCACAGUGUCAUAUAUUAUCACGAGGAUAAGCCACGCUGGUGUGAGACCUUCAAGAUAGCCGUACCUAUAGAGGAAUUCAAACAAGCUCACUUGAAAUUCACAUUCAAGCAUCGCAGUUCUAACGAGGCCAAGGACAAAUCGGAAAAGCCAUUUGCGUUGAGUUACGUGCGUCUUAUGCAGCGUAAUGGAACGACCCUGCAAGACACACAGCAUGAAUUGCUAGUAUACAAGAUAGAUAAUAAGAAGUACGAGGAGAAUGACAUAUCGUACUUUAAGCUGCCAUCAACUCGCGCCGAAUUAGUUGAAUUAAGUACUGAGAAGAAGCCAGGAAUUGGGUCCCUGAGUCUUUCCUCCAAGGACAGUUUUUCGCUGUCGAGUAAUGUCUGCUCCACGAAGUUGACCCAGAACGUUGAUCUGCUGGGUCUUCUCAACUGGUCCAGCAAACCCACGGACCUCAAGGAGUCUUUGGCGGCGUUGAUGAAGGUCGGAGGAGAGGAAGUUGUUAAGUUCCUGCAGGAUGUGCUUGAUGCCCUGUUUAAUAUUCUUAUGAGCAACUCUGACUGUGAUUAUUACGAUGAUAUGGUGUUCGAGUGUAUUUUGUAUAUCAUUGGUCUUGUUUCGGACCGAAAGUAUCAGCACUUUCAACCCGUUUUGAAUCUGUAUAUAUCGGAGAGCUUUUCGGCUACUCUGGCGUACAUAAAGUUGAUUGCUGUGCUGAGGAAGAGGAUCGAUGGGGCCAGCUCUCAGUCUAAUGACGGACAAGGAAUGGAGAGGGAUAUUUUGCUGAAGACUAUGAAGAGUCUGCAGUAUUGUAUGAGAUUUAUUGUGAGAUCGAGAAUGUUGUUUACUGAGCUGGGACAGAAUGAAGAGGAAUUCUCACAGACUUUAACUGAUUUGUUGAAGUCCAUCGUCGAUCUUAUGAGACACGAGACAGAUGCGACACUCCUGGUGCAGGGGGCUUGUUUGAAGUUCUUUCCCACGACUAUUCCCCAUUUGUUACUUGUGUACAGUGGCAAACAAUUGAGUGUCAUCCUGACAGAGUUAGUUACGACGCUACCACCUGGGAGGCUGACUAAACAAAAGAUGAUGACUGUUAAUGAUAUUGUUCAUAGUCCCCUCUUUCUGAAUGUUGAUUGCCGAGGAAUUCUUCUCCCCAAGAUCACGGUUCUUGUCAGGGAUCUGCUCGCCGCCAAGGAGGAGGGACUGUCAAGUACGCCUGGAAAAAGUGUGGCUAAGGUAGCUAGACUCCUUGGUGAGAAUCGGCAUCGACUGAAUCAACAUCGAGGCUAUUCUGAGGAGGUAGAGUUGUGCGUCAAGAUAUUAUCGGAUAUUCUCGAACUCACAUUCAGGAAGGACGUGGGAUCCACUAUCUCAGAUGUCAAGGAAAUCAUGAUGACGGCAUUGAGGACGGUUAUACAAACUGUUAUUCCCAUGGAUAGGGAGAAUCCAUUGGUGGGAAAUUUAGUGUCUGUGAUGCUUUCGAUAUUCAGACAAAUGACUCCACAUCACUACGAGAUCUACACUAAUCACUUCGCAACGCCAUUCGAUCUUCUGGACUUUCUAAUGGAGAUUCUUCAAGUCUUCAAGGACCUAGUUUCAACCCCUGUCUUUCCUCCGGACUGGAGUGAGAUGAUAAUGUUGCAAAACAGCGUCAUCCUGAAAUGCCUUCGUUUCUUCUCCGGCACCAUCCGAGAUUACUAUUUCAAGAAUUUUGAGCAUCAAGCCUGGUCCAACUUCUUUCACUGUGCAAUAGCCUUUCUGACUCAGUCCCCCCUCCAACUUGAGAACUUCACCCCCUCAAAACGCAACCGCAUCGUGUCCCGCUAUAACGACAUGCGUCGAGAGACGGCCUUUGAGAUUCGCUCAAUGUGGUUCAACCUGGGUCUCCACAAGAUCCUCUUCGUUCCCGGUCUCGUCGGUCCUAUCCUCGAGAUGACUCUCAUUCCCGAAUCAGAGCUUCGAAAAGCCACAAUUCCCAUCUUCUUCGAUAUGAUGCAGUGCGAAUUUUAUACUUCUCGUAUCACUGAGGGCUAUGGAGACACAAAACGCGAGCCAAAACACAUGAGGGGUAAUUUCAACGACUACGAGAACGAGAUGAUUGCUCAGUUGGAUAUACUGGUAGAGGGUGGAAGGGGUGACGAGCGGUUCUGCUCGCUAUGGAAUAAAGUCAUGAGUGAACUGUGCGAGGGUCACGCACAGUUGAGAGACCAGGGACUCAGGUUCGUGGAGACGGUUGCGAAUCUCAUGGAUCGAUUGCUUCAAUAUCGAGACAUCAUUCAUUCCGAGUGUCAGGAGCACCGCAUGAUGUGCACAGUGAAUCUCUUGGAAUUUUACUCAGACAUUAAUCGCAAGGAGAUGUACAUCAGGUAUGUCAACAAGUUGUGUGAGCUUCACUUGGAGUGUGACAAUUACACAGAAGCGGCGUACACUCUGAGGCUCCAUUCCCAGCUGUUGGAUUGGAGUGAUCAGGCCCUUCCUCCUCUCCUCCGCUCGAGUCGGUAUCCAACCUGCAAUACACACAGAGAACUGAAGGAGGCACUCUACAACGAUAUGAUUGAUUACUUCGAUAAAGGAAAGAUGUGGGAAUGUGCACUGGGUGUGUGCAAAGAGCUCGUCGCCCAGUACGAAGAGGAGACGUAUGAUUAUCUUCAGUUGUCAGUCUUGCUGAUACGAAUGGCCAAAUUCUACGACGCAAUUGUCAAGCAAUUCAGGCCGGAGCCUGAAUACUUCAGGGUCGCCUACUACGGACGGGGACAUCCGCCGUUCUUGCAGAACAAGGUGUUCAUCUACAGGGGAAAAGAGUACGAGAAACUCUAUGAUUUCAGCUCGAGGACGUUGAGCCAGUUGGCGAAUGGUAAAAAAAUGAAUAGACUGUCUCCACCAACUGAUGAUAUCAUGCAGUCCAACAACCAAUAUGUGCAAAUUAAUAUGGUGGAACCGGUGAUGGAUGAGAAGAGACAUCGGCUCAGUGGAAAACCCGUCACUGCAGAAGCUGUUUUGAGGUAUCACAGAGUCAAUGAUGUUCAGAAAUUCAGAUUCUCUCGUCCAGCUCCCAGGAGAGACACCUUAUCGAUCCAGAGCCAGGGCAGUUUGGAGAAAGAAAAUUCAGAUGGAAGCAAUCGUGAUUCUAAAGCCAGUAGUAAUAGUAACAACGAGUUUGCUUCACUUUGGCUGGAGAGAACAGUAUUAUCCACGAGUCAUCCACUUCCCGGUGUGCUCAGGUGGUUUCCAGUCGUAUCUAGUGAUACGUAUUUCGUUAGUCCUCUGAGGAAUGCCAUAGAAACGAUGGAGGCUACCAAUACUGCACUCAGGGAUCUUAUUAUAGCGCACAAGUCAGAUCCGAGCCUUGCUUUGAAUCCCUUUAGCAUGAAGCUUAAUGGAAUUCUCGAUCCUGCAGUGAUGGGGGGCAUUGAUAAUUAUGAGAAAGCUUUUCUCAAUGAGGCGUAUAAGGAUACACAUCCGCAGGAGAGUGCGGAUUUACUCAAGUUGGAGAGCUUGAUUGCUGAACAAAUUCCCUUGCUCGGUGUGGGAGUCCAGCUGCAUAAAACGAGGGCUCCGGUGGAGCUUGCACCCUUUCAUCAGAGACUGGAGCAGUGCUUUGCAUCUAUGAAGACACAGGUGGAGGCUAAAUAUGGGAAAAGGACGUGUGAUCUGCAAAUUGAAGCUAUGACUCAGUCAGUAACCAUGAGAAAGCAUCCGCACAGAGGGGACUCCCAUAGGCUAUCAGACAGCACCAGCAUCAUAAGCACAUCUGAUUCCGGUGUGCGGUCCAGAGUAUCUUCCCUAACGAGAUCACAAGUUGCGACGCUCAAGUCAUUUGCAACAUUCAAUUUUAACAACAGUACAAAUAACGCGGGUGUACAAAACGUCACUCUAACCAGAAACAGUUCAGUGCGGUCUCACAUACUUUCCUCAACUUCCCUCCACAAAGCGCUGGGCGCAGCGGGUACAGGAACAAGUAAAAAAAAGGACUCGAAACGAAGGAACUCGAGGAAAUCAGAUGCAACGAUUGGUAAAGAUCUGAAGGAAUCGACAUCGCAAUGGUACACAACGCCAGAAGUGUCGACAAGCCCCCCAGUGACAUCCCCCAUUCUAUCAGCAUCAUCACCUGUGACAACACCCCCAGUAUUCGAGCUUCGACAGGAGCUCACCCCCUCUCGUCCCCUGCGCUCUGAAGUAGAGAAGGAGCGCAGGAUAAGCAGCAGAUGGUCCAGCCAAUCGCAGUCGUAUUAUCUGAGAAAUUUAAAUGGUCAGGACGAUAUCAGAAAGAAUAGAGACAGCGUGGGAACAACUGACAGUACCGCCUCUGAGGAUGAUCCCCCACCACCUCUGCCAUUGAAGAUGAGAGAAGCUGAUUAUUGCAGUCUCCCUCAGGAGAACUCGAUGCCCCCCUCGUGCGACAGCAACGACAACGACCCUGAGGAUUAUGAUCAGGGCUUCAUCGAGAGCCCCGUCAAGCCACCCACUCCACCCCCCAAACCUAAACGACCACUCAAGCAUAAAAUUAAGCAUGUUGAUGAGGAUAGUAUCAUGCAAGACUCAUCAACCGCCUGACAAUUAGAAUUAUUAAUGUUUUUGGAUAAAUUUUUAUGGGACAUUUAUUGCCAUUUGACACGUGUUUUUAUACGUAACUUUUACAUAACUUGAAAGUAAUCGUUCAUUAGGUAACGGCGAUGUGCCAUUACGUAUUAACAAUGUACUUUAUUUUUGUACAAUUGCCUUUCAUUGUUCUCUACGUGCUCUAAUCCGAGUUAUUCAGAGGGAAAAAAUUACCUUUUUUACUUGUCUUAUGCAGUUCCGUUAUUCUGAAUAUUAAAAAAAAUCAUUGUUACAUUUUUUUAAUAAUAAAUCUUUUCGUGGUACGUUUCUACUGUUGGUGAAAGCAUUUUUAAUAUGUGAAAGUAGAAUCUUUCAGCAUUUUCUUGUCAAUUUUCUAAUUAUCAAUAGAGAAUUCAGAUAUUGUUUUUGCUCAGAUUGUUAUCCACAUAUUUUGGAGGUUACGGAAAAUUCUGAGAGAAUUCGCGAAGAAUGAAAAGACAUUGAUUUAAUAAUACAUCAUAAUUUUUUCUCUCUGCAUACUAACGUCAUCUUUUAGAUGUAAAUAAUGAUGAUUAUUACCGUCCGGUGGUUAUUUGAUGUUACGCACAAGAGUAAAUAAUUCCGAUAUGAUAUUUUGAAUCGAAUGAACUUAAUGAUACAUGUCAAUGUGCUACGUGAUGAUGACAAUUGAACUUCUUUUCAAUAAUGAUGAAUGAACAUUAGAUGGAGUUAAGAAAACGCAAUACUGAGAUACUUUCAAGGCCUUUUAGUGGAAUAAAAUACGAAUGGUAGACCGUUGUACAUUGUUUCGAUUGGUGGUGACAUUGAUUUAUUAAUUUAUUAGACUAAUGACAACAUUAACUAUGAGUUUAUAAGCUCAAGCCAAAGAAUGCGUAAUGAUUUUACAGAGAAAAUUUAUAUGAUUAUAGAAUAAUUUUAUAUAACUUAUUUGCUAGAAAAAUUGGAUUGUUGUGGUAGAUAUUUCCAUUUUUGGAUUAACUGUAGUGCCAUUACCCUGAACAAACAUUAACUUUGAUUUCAUCAGUAGUGAAAAUGUUAUUGUAUUAUUGUAUUAUUUUUUGGGACCAAUUAAAUUUUAUAUGUUCAUUAA
This is a messenger RNA of Diachasmimorpha longicaudata, 7460 nucleotides long. RefSeq names its product dedicator of cytokinesis protein 1 (gene mbc). The transcript has 12 exons. Lineage: Eukaryota; Metazoa; Arthropoda; Insecta; Hymenoptera; Braconidae. Gene Ontology annotation, cellular component: plasma membrane; cytoplasm. The record is from RefSeq and is a predicted model, not a curated record. The coding region runs from base 371 to 6364 and encodes 1997 amino acids. Gene Ontology annotation, molecular function: guanyl-nucleotide exchange factor activity; small GTPase binding. Gene Ontology annotation, biological process: small GTPase-mediated signal transduction; myoblast fusion; cell migration.